This is a messenger RNA of Haplochromis burtoni (Burton's mouthbrooder), 3187 nucleotides long. RefSeq names its product sodium/bile acid cotransporter 7. Gene Ontology annotation, cellular component: plasma membrane. The record is from RefSeq and is a predicted model, not a curated record. Lineage: Eukaryota; Metazoa; Chordata; Actinopteri; Cichliformes; Cichlidae.
GCUAGUUUGGGCCCAUGUGUCCGGAAGCAGCCUCGGCUUCCUCUGCCUGUGUUUUGUGACGAUAAAAGCUUCGUAGAAGAAGCGCCGGAGUUGUGGGAACUUCUGUCCCGGCUGCUGUGACCGUGGGGGGCAGGCAGGGAGAGCCGGUGGACCACCGGCGAGCUGAAACAUGGGCCUCGUGGCGAGGAUACGAAAGGAGUGGUUCAUCGUCGGGAUCGUGCUGGUCAUCUUAUCGGCCAAGCUGCAGCCCAGCAUCGGAGUGAAAGGAGGUCCUUUAAAACCGGAGGUCACCGUAGCGUACAUCGCCGUCUCGCUCAUCUUCUUCAACAGCGGCCUGUCGCUAAAAACUGAGGAGCUGACCAGUGCGCUGCUUCACGUGCGGCUCCACCUCUUUGUUCAGUCCUUCACCCUCAUCUUCUUCCCACUCGCCGUUUGGCUGCUGCUCAAGGUGCUCUCACUGACCGCCAUCGACCAAUGGCUGCUCAGAGGGUUACAGACGGUGAGCUGCAUGCCCCCUCCGGUCUCUUCCGCCGUUAUUCUCACCAAGGCUGUCGGAGGCAACGAGGCCGCCGCCAUCUUCAACUCUGCUUUUGGAAGCUUCUUGGGAAUCGUCGUCACUCCUCUGCUUCUGCUGCUGUUUCUCGGCUCCUCGUCCUCCGUUCCCUUCUCCUCCAUCUUCUCUCAGCUCUUCAUGACGGUGGUGGUGCCUCUGAUCCUGGGUCAGGUGUGUCGCGGUUUCCUCAGGGAGUUUCUGGAAAGGCAAAAGCCCCCGUUCGGCGCCAUCAGCAGCGCCGUCCUCCUCAUGAUCAUCUACACCACCUUCUGCGAAACCUUCAGUAACCCCAGCAUCGAGCUGGACCCCACCAGCCUGCUGCUGGUCGGCCUUAUCAUUUUCUCCAUCCAGAUCAGCUUCAUGCUGCUCACAUUUGCCUUUUCCACCAGGCCAGGCUCCAGGUUCAGCCCCGCGGACACCGUCGCCAUCAUGUUCUGCUCCACACACAAGUCUCUAACCCUGGGUAUCCCCAUGUUGAAGAUCGUGUUUGAGGGCUAUGAGCACCUGUCUCUGAUCUCAGUCCCUCUCCUGAUCUACCAUCCGGCUCAGAUCCUGCUCGGCUCCGUCCUCGUGCCGACCAUCCGCAGCUGGAUGACCAGCCGGCAGAAGGCGGUGAAGCUGUCAGCGCUGCAGCCCAUCUGACAUGAAAUGUUGGCUUUUGUGAAGUUACUGAUGUCUCAUACAAAAGGGAACUAUGGUGGAGGAUUGCAGUGGUCACACGUGCCUUAUUGCUACCAAUCAACGAAGACCUCAGCCUAGCGGAAAGAACGAGAGGAACCGCCUCAGUUCUUGUCUUUCUAUGAUGAGGAAGGACUCCUCUUUCCAGCACAUAUAUUGUUUUAUAUUAAACUAAGUGCGAGUUCUAUUUUUAUAUGGAUUUUGGAGCCAGAAGGAUGAAGUUAUUUGGACCAGUCUUUUCUCUUUUCUGCUGUUUUCAACAUUUUUCUACCUUCCCACUAGCGGUCGCUGCCUGCGUCAGUGUUUGUUACAUGGACGAUCUGGAUAAUCUGAUACUUAAUAUACUGUAUUGUAACAGCCAAUUGGAUUUUGGACACUUUCUAAAAUGCCGUUUGUCUUACAAGUAGUUUUUUGGUGGUGUUUAGUUGAGUGGAGGAUGUUGGUACAUUAAUACUGGAGUAGUGAGUCCAAGUUUACAGGUCAAAUUUUUUGUUAAUGACUUGGUUCACUUGUUUCUAUAUGGCUGUCUCAGUUUAAUUCCUGGCCUGCUUCCCUCAGAUUCUAACCAAAUCUGUCACCCAUAAGGGCAUUUAUGUCUCGGACCAAUAAGGAGAGCUUUGGGCUCUCAGUAAGGAUCCUGUUAAAUAGUAACAAAGCACAAAAGAAGCAGGACUGGGUAAAGCUGAUAUUAUUGUUUGGUAUGAGAUACCUGCCAGUCUGUUGUUAUUGGCAUUUAAUAUUGCAAAAUUAAAAAAAGUAAAGAGAUGGGGGGCAAUUUUCUUACAAUGUCUUAACAUUGCAGAUUUUUUCCUGGGGGGCACUCUGCAACGUUCCACAAACAAUCGGAGCAGGCAGGACGUGAACAAGUAAAUAAAUCACCAGAUAUAAGAAAUGUUAAAGUGAAAGCAGAAUAUCAGAGUUUUAAACCACCAAAUAUCAGAAUCAGAAAUCCUGCAUCACUCAAGCUCUAGAAUAAAGAUCUAAAUAAACCUCUGAACAUAGCUGUAGAAUAUGGUAUUAUCUAAGGAAAUAAUAUAGCUGAUUGUAUAUCACACCAACCAAAGUCUACAGUAAACACGUAAAUGUUUUUUGGGAGGAAAAAUCUAGAACUCCAGAGUCUUAGAGUCCCUCCACACUCGAGGCUGCUGGGCUCCAGAGCUGCAACUUUAAAAUACAAUAAUAGAUUUCAGACCUCUAGAAUCUAGAUUUGCAUAACAAAAUUUUGUGACAUGAGGUCUGGAGCUGCUUCACCUUAUUCAGAGGUAUGACAGCGAAUGAGUUAUCUCAUUAGAACAGCAGCACACGAUCUUCACUAAAACGUUGUUCUAGUCCAUCUCGUUCUGUGGACCAAACAGAAAUGCACACCAGUGAGGAGAAAGGGUGGGAAUUUGCUCAGGGGAACUUUGGUAGUAUUUUUCUAUUUUGUUCUUUGCUCUAACGACUUAGCCUUACAUCCUUCUGGUAAAUUAUGACAACUCUGACUUCCAUUUUUCUUUAAGGGCUUUCACGCUACGUAAUAGCACAACUCCACCAAGCCUCAGAGGACACACUGGAGGGCCUUACAGUAGCUCUGUGCACAGCUAACUCUGUAUCUGUUGUAGCUUAAAGUAGUGCUAGCAUGUUAAAAUUACCGUCACUAUCCUUUCUAACACUGAAUUACAGAUAGCAGCAUCAUGAGGUUUACUCUGCUUUGUUGGUACGUCACUACAGAUGCCCGUUGGUUUUCACCACCAUGCUGCUCAACCAGUCAAAUCCAGUAGUGAGCAGAUUGUAUUCAGCUUCAGUCCCACAUUACAGUAUUUUUUUUUUAGUCUGUAGUCGUCAUGUGUACCUAACCUUACACUGGAAAAAGAAGAAACCACACAUUGUCCAUCCUUUGAACUUAUUUCUAUAUCCAGGAGACUCCUGUUACUUCUGGCUCACAUUAUCACCAAACAUCGCCUGUGGAGUCGCAAU